Molecule: messenger RNA, 1194 nt
Organism: Arabis nemorensis
Lineage: Eukaryota; Viridiplantae; Streptophyta; Magnoliopsida; Brassicales; Brassicaceae
Source: the annotation of a GenBank genome assembly
AUGGUUCCUUCGCCGACGAAUCCGCAGCAGAUUCAGCAAUUUCUCUCCUCUGUGCUCUCGCAGCGCGGCCCAUCCUCUGUUCCUUACGACGAACCCACCAAGUGGUUGAUCCGGACACAUCUCAUAAACCUAAUCUCGUCUUACCCUUCAUUAGAGCCCAAAACCGCGACGUUUAUGCACAACGAUGGUCGCUCCGUCAAUCUCCUACAAGCAGAUGGUACGAUCCCGAUGCCUUUUCAUGGAGUAACCUACAACAUCCCUGUAAUCAUCUGGCUCCUCGAGUCUUACCCUCGUCAUCCUCCUUGCGUCUAUGUCAAUCCCACCGCCGAUAUGAUCAUCAAGCGACCUCACGCACAUGUCACUCCUUCUGGUCUCGUUUCUCUCCCGUAUCUCCAGAAUUGGGUUUAUCCUAGCUCCAAUCUCGUAGAUCUCGUCUCUGAACUCAGCGCCGCAUUCGCUAGCGAUCCGCCUCUCUACUCCCGUCGCCGCCCUCAACCACCGCCUUCACCGACUCCGCCUCGGUACGAUUCGUCACUGACACGGCCUCCUCCGUCUGAUCAGUCAUUAUCGAGACCGUUCCCGCCAUCUCCUUACGGCGGAGGAGGCAGGGUCCAGGUGCAGCACGUUCAUCACCAGCAGCAAUCAGAUGAUGCGGCGGAGGUUUUCAAGAAGAACGCGAUCAAUAAGAUGGUUGAGAUGGUUCAUGGUGAUCUGGUUUCGAUGAGGAGAGCCAGAGAAGCUGAAGCAGAAGAGCUACUGAGCUUGCAAGCAGGGCUAAAGAGAAGAGAGGAAGAUAUCAACAGGGGAUUGAAGGAGAUGGUUGAGGAGAAAGAAACACUUGAACAGCAAUUACAGGUUAUCUCCAUGAACACUGAUAUUCUAGACUCUUGGGUUAGAGAGAAUCAAGGCAAAACCAAGAAUUUAGUUGAUUUGGAUGUGGAUAAUGCCUUUGAAUGUGUUGAUACACUCUCCAAGCAGAUGUUAGACUGUACUGCUUUGGAUUUAGCUAUUGAAGAUGCUAUUUAUUCGUUGGAUAAGUCGUUUCAAGACGGAGUUGUUCCCUUUGAUCAGUACUUGAGGAAUGUGAGGUUGUUGUCGAGGGAACAGUUCUUCCACCGAGCCACGGGUUCUAAAGUUAGAGCGGCACAGAUGGAAGCUCAGGUUGCAGCGAUCGCAGGUAGGUUACAUUCGUGA